Mycena citricolor is the source of this 1683-nucleotide messenger RNA. The record is from the annotation of a GenBank genome assembly. NCBI's taxonomy places the organism in Eukaryota, Fungi, Basidiomycota, Agaricomycetes, Agaricales, Mycenaceae.
AUGCUUCUUUCUUUCCGAACGCUCAUUUUUCUCGCUUCAGCAGCGCGAAUCGUUUCCGCCGCGACGGUGGGACCGAUUGGUUCACUCGUAGUGGCCAACGCAACGAUUUCUCCCGACGGUAUUCCCCGAGCCGCUGUGCUGGCUGGGGGCACCUUCCCUGGCACGCUCGUCACCGGCAACAUCGGCGACAACUUUCAGCUCACGGUCGUUGACCAACAGGAGGACAACCGCAUGCUCGAGCCGACAUCCAUCCACUGGCAUGGACUGUUCCAGAACGGGACAAACUACAUGGAUGGUCCCGCGUUCAUUAACCAGUGCCCGAUCUCGCCUGGAAACUCGUUCACAUACGACUUUACUGCUUUGCAGUCGGGAACUUAUUGGUAUCACUCUCACCUCGCCACUCAGUACUGCGAUGGUCUGCGUGGCGCAAUGGUCAUCUACGAUCCGGCAGACGCGUAUCUCUCUCAGUACGACGUCGACGACGAGUCGACGGUGAUCACUCUUUCCGACUGGUACAACGUCUUUGCUGAGACUGUGACCGGUGUCGGCACGCCCUCUUCGAUGCUCAUCAACGGUCUCGGACGUACCGCUGCGACGCUCGACAACACAACCCUCGCUGUGAUCAACGUGACGCAAGGUUUGCGCUACCGGUUCCGCUUGGUCAACACCGCAUGCGACUCGAACUAUGUGUUCCAAAUCGACGGCCACACGAAUCUGACGAUCAUCGAGGCCGAUGGUGUCCUUCACGAGCCGUUGAGCGUCGACUCGAUCCAGAUCUAUGCGGCCCAACGCUAUUCGUUCAUCUUGACUGCCGAUCAGGCCAUCGACAACUAUUGGAUCCGCGCCGAUCCGAACACCGGUCCCACCGGCUUCACCGGCGGCAUCAACUCUGCGAUCCUCCGCUACGUAGGAGCCAACGCAUCGGAGCCCACUACCUCGCAAGACACUUCGACCAACGGACUGAUCAACGAGGUCGACCUGCACCCGCUGGUGAACCCUGGUGCUCCCGGCGGUGCGUUCAUCGGUGGUGCUGAUGUGCAGUUGAACAUGGAUUUGGCGUUCGACUUGACCACCUUCAAGUUCACGAUCAAUGGCGACGCCUUCGUUCCACCCACUGUUCCUGUUCUCCUCCAGAUUCUGUCCGGCGCCCAGUCCGCGCAGUCGCUGCUGCCCAACGGCUCGGUGUACUCGCUCCCGCACUUUGCGACGGUCGAAAUCACGCUCGCGGGAGGUGUGGUCGGUGGUGGCCACCCAUUCCAUUUGCACGGACACACCUUUGAUGUCAUCCGGGCUGCCGGAAGCACGACCUACAACUACGUGAACCCGGCCCGCCGCGAUGUCGUCAACAUCGGAGUCGCUGGCGACAAUGUCACGAUCCGUUUCUACACGGACAACCGCGGACCGUGGUUCCUGCAUUGCCACAUCGACUGGCAUUUGGAGGCUGGCUUCGCGGUUGUGAUGGCCGAAGAUGUGGCUGACUGGGUGUCGGAGCUGGUCCCGACAUCGGAGUGGAACCAGCUGUGUCCGACCUACAACGCGCUGCCAGCUUCGAUCACGUCUCUUGCUGCUUGAGCGUCGACGGUCUCUGACUUUUGCAGUGAUACUGUCUUUACUGUCUAAAUUUACUUCGAUAGGAUAUUUCUUGGACUUUAAAAAUGACCAAUCCUCUUUGUAAUGUUGAUA